AUGGCAGCAGCAAAGGCCAAUGAGCUUCAGGCUCUAGUCUUUGGAGCAUCUGGUAUUACUGGAUGGGCCCUGACGAACGAGGCGUUGUCAUAUCCGACAGCUACGACGUUCAAGAGGGUGGUGGGCCUCACGAACCGGCCACUGAGUGUAGAAGAUGCAGGACUUCCUCAAGAUCCACGAUUACACCUGUAUCCCGGCCUUGACCUCUCAAGGGAUUCGCAAAGCAUCACUGAGUAUUUGAGCACAAUCGACAAUAUUGAAGAAACCACUCAUGUCUAUUUUGCUUCAUAUGUCCACCGCGGAUGGGGAACAGAAGACUCCGAGAAGCGCAAAAAAGAGAAUGUGGACUUCAUAGCCAAUGCAGUGACUGCGGUUGAGAAUAUCUGUCCGAAGCUGCAAUUCUGGACAUUCCCAACUGGUGGAAAGUGGUAUGGGCUCGAAUUUGGCGAUGAGGUGAAAUUGGAAACUCCUCUUAAAGAGAGCGCACCGAGAGUUCCACCUCCUCAUGGAGACCAUAUCUUCUACUAUCCUCAAAUCGACACACUGUCCAAGCUCUCCCAAGGCAAGAACUGGAACUUUGCGGACAUUCGCCCAGACGCUGUGAUUGGUUUUGUCCCAAAUAAUAACGCUAUGAACCUAUCCAAGCCCUUGGGUCUCUAUCUCUCCCUAUGGAAAUCGCUUUCACCUUCCGUCGAAGUCCCAUUCCCAGGGUCCGAAGAGGCUUGGACUCAUCUCCACUCUGACGUCUCUUCUAGCCAGCUUGCAAAAUUCCACAUCUACGUCUCUCUUCACCCAGAAAAGACAGCAGGAAAGGCAUUCAACAUUGCAGAUGUAGAUGCAGGCACCACUUGGAAAGACACUUGGCCUGGUAUCGCGGCUUGGUUUGGGCUGAAGGGAGUGGGACCUGCGGCAAAGGGAGAAUUGAGCGGGUAUCCAUGGGUUGAAUCACAAAAGGAGAAAUGGGAUACGUGGACGAAAGAGAAUGGAUUGAGGCCAAAAGUUAUUGAAGAGGCGACUUGGGAAUUCAUGACCGUCGUAACUGGCGUUUAUUCGGAACGAGAUCGCAACUUCGACAUCACUGAGGCGAGGAGGAUCGGCUUUACUGAAAAGCCCGACCAUAUCAAGAGCUACCAUAAUGUUUUCGAUAAAUUGAGAGCCGAGAAGCAUCUUCCAUAA
Messenger RNA from Trichoderma gamsii, 1176 nucleotides. RefSeq lists its product as hypothetical. Lineage: Eukaryota; Fungi; Ascomycota; Sordariomycetes; Hypocreales; Hypocreaceae. Bases 1 to 1176 code for a protein of 391 amino acids. The record is from RefSeq and is a predicted model, not a curated record. The transcript has 5 exons.